Molecule: messenger RNA, 939 nt
Organism: Sus scrofa (pig)
Lineage: Eukaryota; Metazoa; Chordata; Mammalia; Artiodactyla; Suidae
Product: olfactory receptor 5M5-like
Biological process (GO): G protein-coupled receptor signaling pathway
Cellular component (GO): membrane
Molecular function (GO): G protein-coupled receptor activity; olfactory receptor activity
Source: RefSeq, a predicted model, not a curated record
AUGUUAAAGGACAACUACACAGCGGUGACUGAGUUUAUUCUUCUGGGAUUGACAGAUCGAGCUGAGUGGCAGCCUGUCAUUUUUGUGGUAUUCCUAGUGGUAUACCUUAUUACAGUAAUUGGCAAUGCCAGUAUGAUUUUGUUAAUCCAAAGUGACUCAAAACUUCACACUCCAAUGUACUUCUUCCUCAGCCAUCUAUCCUUUGUAGAUCUCUGUUACACCACCACUGUCACUCCUCAGAUGCUUGUUAAUCUCUUAUCUAAGAGAAAAACCAUUUCCUUUCUUGGCUGUGUUAUCCAAUUUCACUUUUUCAUUGCCCUAGUGAUCACAGAUUAUUAUGUGCUCGCAGUGAUGGCUUUUGACCAUUACAUGGCCAUCUGCAAACCCUUGCUCUAUGGGAGCAAAAUGUCCCAAAGUGUCUGCUUCUCUCUUGUUGCUGCUCCUUAUAUUUAUGGCUUUGUAAAUGGCCUAGCACAGACCGUCCUCUUGCUCCACCUCUCCUUCUGUGGACCUAAUGAAAUCAACCACUUUUACUGUGCUGAUCCACCUCUUUUAGUCCUGGCCUGCUCAGAUACUUAUGUCAAAGAGACUGCCAUGUUUGUGGUGGCUGGUUUCAACCUCACUUGUUCUCUCACCAUCAUCCUCAUCUCCUACAUUUUUAUUUUCACAGCAAUUCUACGUAUCCGCUCUGCUGAGGGGAGGCACAAGGCUUUUUCCACCUGUGGGUCCCAUUUGACAGCUGUCACUAUUUUUUAUGGGACACUGUUCUUCAUGCAUCUGAGGCCUCCUUCAGAGGCAUCUGUAGAACAAGGCAAAAUUGUAGCUGUUUUCUAUAUCUUUGUGAGUCCCAUGUUAAACCCUCUGAUCUAUAGCCUUCGGAACAAAGACGUUAAAAGGGCAGUAAGGAAAGUCGUUCAAAAGAAAUUGUUUGUCAAAUAG